CGGUUAGAAAUGGAUCUAAAAGAUAUUAAAAAUUUUGAGUACUCACAGUUUAGUGAACCUCAAAGGAUUGGACAAGGAGGAUUUGCAGUGGUAUACUCGACUGUUCUUCAAGGAGAAAAGUAUGCACUCAAAAGUUUAAAUAACAACUUGGUGUUGGACGACAAAGCAAUAAAACAAAUCAGGCGGGAGCUUAAAUUUCUACAUAUGACUAACCAUCCUAAUGUUAUCAAAUUAUACGGAACUUCAAGAGUAAUUUGGAAGAUUUUAAAGAACGAAAAAGAAAAAAAAAUUGAAAAUACACCCUUAGGUUAUGUCGAGCUCUAUGAAAAAUGUCAGUCUUCUUCAAACCAGCGUCCGACAUUGGAUGAAAUUUCGAAAAAACUUGAUCUAUUAGAAGAAACAACCGUUGAAUUUAUUACCAAUAAUAUUAAUAUUGCUAUGGAAGGUUUAUUAGAGGAAACAACUGAUAAAUUUAUUACAAAUCAUAUUACUACGGAAGAUCUAUUAAAAGAAACAAACAUUGAAUCUAUUACAAAUAAAAUUGCUACGGAAGAUCUAUUGGAAGAAACAACCGAUGAAUUUAUUACAAAUAAUAUUUUUACGAAAGAUCUAUUAGAAGAAACAACUGCUGAAUUUAUUACAAAUAAUAUUGUUACGGAUUGUCAACAAAUUACACAGCCUAAUAAUGCAAUUGAAGACAAAAAUACGGAUAAGCAUCUUGAAGGUGAUAAAGAUGAAUCUAACGAUAAUAUUCGCCUAAAAGAAAUUUUGGGUCGUUCAUUGGUACCUCGACUGAAGUUAGCAUCCGAGUUAGCACUUGUGUCACAACUGGC
This is a messenger RNA of Scutellospora calospora, 833 nucleotides long. Lineage: Eukaryota; Fungi; Glomeromycota; Glomeromycetes; Diversisporales; Gigasporaceae. The record is from the annotation of a GenBank genome assembly.